GUUCAGCACCGUGGAGCCCAGCGGCCUCCUGCUCUACAACGGGCGCCUGAACGAGAGGCACGACUUCCUGGCAGUGGAGAUCAUCGAGGGACAGGUCCAGCUGAAAUACUCCACAGGAGAGUCCAGCACCGUGGUGAGCCCCUACCUGCCCGGGGGCGUGAGCGACGGGCAGUGGCACACGCUGCAGCUCCGCUACUACAACAAGCCCAAGGUCAGCACCCUGGGGGUGGUGCAGGGCCCCUCCAAGAACAAGGUGGCCGUGUUGACAGUGGAUGAGUGUGACGCCUCGGUGGCCUUGCAGUUUGGUAGCGAAAUCGGGAACUACUCCUGUGCCGCAGAGGGGGUGCAGACCAGCUCGAAGAAGUCCCUGGACCUCACAGGUCCCUUGCUCCUGGGUGGGGUCCCCAACCUGCCGGAAAACUUCCCCGUCACUCACCGGGACUUUGUGGGAUGCAUGAGAGAUCUGUACAUCGACAGCAAACGCAUCGACCUGGCUUCCUACAUCGCCAACAACGGAACUGCUGCAGGCUGCCAUGCCAAGCACACGUUCUGUGACUCCAGCCCCUGCAAGAAUGGCGGCACCUGCUCUGUCAGCUGGGGGGGCCACCCCCCCAUGCACCAUGCCCACUAUUUCCAGGGCAACAGUGUCCUGACUUGGGACUUCAAGACAGACAUGAAGAUCUCGGUGCCAUGGUACCUGGGGCUGGCGUUUCGGACGCGCCAGCCAGACGGGGUGCUUCUGCAGGCCCACGCCGGCCAGUACACCCCCCUGCUCUGCCAGGACACGGUGGUUGUUGGAAAUGAGCUGCAUGGCCUGAAGGUGAAACACCUGCACGUGGGGGGAGUGCUGGGCUCUGGCGAGGUGCAGAACGGGCUGAGGGGCUGCAUACAGGCUCCAAGGGUGUGCGACUGGGUGACAGCGUCACCGAGACCGCGCUGCCCAAGCCCAGCCAUGCACUGCGCGUCGAGGCUAAAAAAAUCCAGCCCCUGCCCGGCCAACAGCGUCUGCAAGGAUGAGUGGCAGAGCUACUCCUGCGUCUGCCAGCCAGGGUACUACGGAGGGGACUGCGUGGAUGCGUGUCACCUCAACCCCUGCAAGAACAAGUCCAUGUGUCGCCGCAAGCCGGGCUCACCCCUGGGCUACGUGUGUGAAUGCGGAGGGAACUUUUUCGGGCAGUACUGUGAGCACAGGAUGGACCAGCAGUGUCCGAAGGGCUGGUGGGGGAACCCGACCUGCGGGCCCUGUAACUGUGAUGUGAACAAGGGCUUUGACCCUGACUGCAAUAAAACCAAUGGGCAGUGCCACUGCAAGCGUGCGAUGCUCCUGGCCCAGGACACUGGUGUCUGUGUUGGCUUUCGCAGCACUUCUGGUGGUGGGUACCAGCUGAUCCCAGUCAUUGCUGGUGCAGCCGUCAGACACUGUGACGAGGAGAAGGGCUGGCUGGAGCCAGAUCUCUUCAACUGCACUUCCCCUGCCUUCAAGGAGCUCUCCAUGCUGCUGGAGGGCUUGGAGAGGAAUGAGACUGAGCUCAACACCAUUGAAGCCAAGAAGCUGGCCCACCGGCUGCGGGCCGUGACAGACCACAUGGACCACUACUUUGGCAACGACGUGCACAUCACCUUCCGCCUGCUGUCCCGCCUCAUGGCCUUCGAGAGCCAGCAGCAUGGCUUUGGCCUGACAGCCACGCAGGAUGCCCACUUCAAUGAGGUGAGUCCUUCCCCCGGAUCACAGUUGCUGGCUCCUGAGACCCGGGAGCACUGGGCCAUGCUGCCACACAGCGAGCACGGCAGCGCCAGCCUCAUGGAGCAGCUGCGGGACUACUCGGGCACGCUGGCCAGCAACAUGAAACUCACCUACCUCAACCCCGUCGGCGUCGUCACCCCCAACAUCAUGCUGAGCAUCGAUCGCAUGGAGAACCACUCGCACAUCCGCCGGCGCUACCCUCGCUACCACAGCAGCCUCUUCCGGGGCCAGCCCGCCUGGGACCCCCACACCCACGUGGUGCUGCCGCUGUCGGUGCUGAGCCCCCCAAAAGCUGAAGCCAUGCCCACGCUGGCUGGGGGCGAAGGGAACUACACUGUGGAGAACUCCUCCCCGAGGCAGGCGUUGCCAGAGCCCGAACCCGCUCUCACUGUGAUCAUCCUCAUCAUGUACCGCACCCUGGGGGGGCUGCUGCCCGCACGUUACCAGGUGGAUCGCCGCAGCGUCAGGCUACCCAAGAAUCCCGUGAUGAACUCCCCCAUUGUGAGUGUGUCUGUGUUCAGCAAUCACACCUUCCUGCGGGGGCCCCUCGACACCCCUCUCGUGCUGGAAUUUCACCUGCUGGAGACAGCCAACAGGAGCAAACCUCUCUGUGUCCAGUGGAACCACUCCAACCCGACCAACCCCUCUGGCUUCUGGACAGCCAGGGACUGUGAGCUCGUGUACCGAAAUACCACACACGUCCACUGCCAGUGCUCCCAGUUUGGCACCUUUGGGGUUCUGAUGGACAGCUCGCACCGAGAGCAACUGGAAGGUGACCUGGAGACGCUGGCAAUUGUCACAUAUUCCUUGGUGUCUCUCUCCUUGGUGGCCCUGCUGCUGACCUUCUCCUUCCUGACCUGCCUCAAAGGCCUCAAGUCCAACACACGUGGCAUCCACUCCAACAUAUCAGUCACCCUCUUCUUCUCCGAGCUGCUCUUCCUCCUGGGCAUCAACCGCACCGAGAACCAGUUUCUUUGCACUGUGAUUGCCAUCCUCCUCCACUGCUUCUUCCUCUCCACCUUUGCCUGGCUCUUCGUCCAGGGCCUCCACAUCUACCGCAUGCAGACCGAAGCCCGCAAUGUCAACUUCGGGGCCAUGCGCUUCUACUACGCCAUCGGCUGGGGAGUGCCCGCCAUCAUCACCGGGCUGGCCGUUGGCCUGGAUCCUGAGGGCUACGGGAACCCUGACUUCUGCUGGAUUUCCAUUCAUGAUAAGCUGGUCUGGAGCUUUGCAGGCCCCAUUACUGUCGUCAUUGUGAUGAAUGGGGUCAUGUUCCUGCUUGUGGCCAAGAUGUCCUGUUCCCCAGGCCAAAAGGAGACCAAGAAGAAAUCGGUUUUCAUGACGUUACGGAGCUCCUUUGUUCUGCUUCUAGUUAUUAGCACUACCUGGCUCUUUGGCCUCUUGGCUGUCAACAACAGUGUCCUGGCUUUCCACUACCUCUACACUGUCCUCUGCAGCCUCCAGGGCCUGGCCGUGCUGGUCCUGUUCUGCGUGCUGAAUGAGGAGGUGCAGGAGGCCUGGAAGCUGGCCUGCCUCGGCAAGAAGGGGCAGAGUGAGGAGGCUGCGAGGAGCACGCAGGGCCCCAGCGCCUACAACAACACGGCGCUGUUUGAGGAGAGCGGGCUCAUCCGCAUCACCCUGGGGGCCUCCACCAUCUCGUCGGUGAGCAGCGUGCGCUCUGCCCGCACCCACUCCAGCCAGCGCGCGUACCUCAGAGACAACGUGACGGCACGUCAGGGCUCGGCCCUGGAUCACAGCCUGCUGGCUCACGCCGGCCCCACGGACAUCGACAUGGCCAUGUUCCACCGGGAUGCUGGGGGAGACCAGGACUCGGACUCGGACAGCGACCUGUCUCUGGAUGAAGAGCGCAGCCUCUCCAUCCCGUCCUCCGAGAGCGAGGAGAAUGUGCGCCUGCGGGGCCGCUUCCAGCGCCAGUUCAAGCGGGCGGCACACAGCGAACGCCUCCUCACCAACCCCACCAACACCGCUCCCAAAGACGUGGACGGCAACGACCUCACGUCGUACUGGCCGGCUCUGGGUGAGUGCGAGGUUCACCCCUGCUCCCUGCAGAAGUGGGGCUCCGAGAGGAAGCUGGGGUUCGACAUCAACAAGGAUGCGGCCAACAAUAACCAGCCGGACCUGGCCUUGACCAGCGGGGAUGAGAAUUCCCUCACCCAGACCCAACGGCAAAGAAAAGGGAUUUUGAAGAACCGCCUCCAGUACCCCCCAACGCUCCAAGGCUUGCCGUCCGUCGGCAGGAUGACCAACGAGCUGACGUGGUACAAGACCUCCACGCUGGGUCACAGGGCUGUCCCCGCUGCCUCCUACGGCAGGAUCUACUCCGGGGCGGGCAGUCUGUCGCAGCCAGCCAGCCGGUACUCGUCGCGGGAGCAGCUGGACCUGCUGAUGAGGAGACAGAUGUCGCGGGAGCAGCUGAGCAGACACAACUCAGGAGAGUGCCUGGAGGUUGUGCCCAGCCGUCAGGGGUCCAGGGAGGGGCUGGACACCAUCCCCAGCAGGCCCAGUCAGAGAGAUCGUGGGAGCACGCUGCCCCGGAGGCAGGGCUCCAGAGACCCCCUUGACACUGUACCCUGCAGAUUGGGGUCGAGAGAGCAGCUAGACUGUGGGCCAGUAAGAGAGGUCUCUAGAGAGUGGCUCAACACGUUGCCGAGUAGGCAAGUGUCCAGAGACCGAAUAGACAUGUUGCCAAGUCGAGAUCCUUCUCGAGAACAGUUGAAUUUGCUUUCUAGAAGACAGCCUUCAAGGGACCAGCUAGCAUCGGCUAGACAAACUUCAAGGGAGCAGCUGGACUUUCUCUCCAGAAGAUCUAAUUCCAGAGAGCCUCUGGACACAGUGCCUAGCAGGCAUCCCUCGCAGGACAACCUGGGAAGUCUCUCUAGGAGGCAGCUGUCUAGGGAAAGCCUAGAGCCGCUGUCGAGGAGACAGCCUUCUAGAGAGAACCUGGAGGCCGUUCCCAGCCGACAUCCUUCCACCGAACAGUUAGAUAUCCUUUCUUCCAUCCUUGCUUCUUUUAACUCCUCCGUCCUGUCCCCGGUGCAAUCUUCCAGCACGCCUUCGGGCCCCCAGACCACCGCCACCCCCUCUGCCGUGCAGACCUCGACGCCCUCCGCAGUGUGCCCCUCGACGCCUCGCUCUGCCACGUCCCACAGCAUUUCGGAGCUGUCGCCAGACUCAGAAAUAGCGAGAAACGAGGGCCAUUCCUGA
Messenger RNA from Pterocles gutturalis (yellow-throated sandgrouse), 4969 nucleotides. RefSeq names its product cadherin EGF LAG seven-pass G-type receptor 3-like. The transcript is spliced from 32 exons. Lineage: Eukaryota; Metazoa; Chordata; Aves; Pterocliformes; Pteroclidae. Gene Ontology annotation, biological process: G protein-coupled receptor signaling pathway; cell surface receptor signaling pathway; cell-cell adhesion. The record is from RefSeq and is a predicted model, not a curated record. The annotation marks the transcript as partial. Gene Ontology annotation, cellular component: membrane. Gene Ontology annotation, molecular function: G protein-coupled receptor activity.